Molecule: messenger RNA, 559 nt
Organism: Stegodyphus dumicola
Lineage: Eukaryota; Metazoa; Arthropoda; Arachnida; Araneae; Eresidae
Biological process (GO): regulation of DNA-templated transcription
Molecular function (GO): DNA binding
Source: RefSeq, a predicted model, not a curated record
UGUCAUACUAAAUCCGCGGUCUGAUUGCAACUUGUUAGAAUUUCUAGCGCAUUCUUUUUAGUUCAGCAACGACCGCUAGAGGGCAGUAGUCGUAUCCAUAGCGCUUUCUGAUUGGUUCUCCUGGAUCCUGACCAAGGCUUAUAUAGAGAGACGCUGGACCCUAUCAUAUCAUUUCCGCCUGUGUUGCAUGUUUCGUUCCUGCUUUCGCUCUUCCUGUUUGAAUCAAGACGUGUUAUUCGAGAUGGAUUUGGAACAACAGUUUGAGAACGAGCCUCUCAACAUGGAUGUGCCGAAGAUUUCAGAUUCUGAACAAUACCAUGAAAAGCCCAAAGAAACACCCAUCUCGCAGAACGCUAAUGGCAAACGAAAAAUAGACGAAGAAAAUACAUAUAAGAAGAAACGCAACGGACGCUUUACUGAAGGCACAAUCCCAGAGGAGCUGACACAUAUUGGCAACAAUGUCUUUGUGGGACCUACCCUUUUCAACGGAAAGAUCACCGUGCACAUCAGGCAAUACAGCAAGUACGGGAGUUCAUAUUAUCCACUCGUAACGGUGUGA